Molecule: messenger RNA, 618 nt
Organism: Mesorhabditis spiculigera
Lineage: Eukaryota; Metazoa; Nematoda; Chromadorea; Rhabditida; Rhabditidae
Source: the annotation of a GenBank genome assembly
AUGGCGACCCGAGUCUCGCCCUCGGUUGAGACGCUUUUGCCCAGCCUUCGCUUUGGCCUGGGUGCCGACCUCAGCGAGCCGCCGAUCUUUUCCACAAACCAUUCUGUCGUCUUCCGCACCUAUUCGCAGCGCUAUCGAGGUUUGGUGGCGGUGAAGGUGAUCAACCGGAAGGCGCUUCCCGCACACAUUGCCGACAAGUUUUUGCCGCGCGAGCUAGAAGUCACCAACAAGGUCCGCCAUCCGCAUCUGCUCAAAUGCCUCCACAUCGAAUCGCCAUCGCCGACAAAAAUCAUAAUCGUCUCGGAAUUCUGCACCCGCGGCACCCUCCUUCAGCAUAUCCUCAAAGAAGGCGCUAUCCGAGAGGCCCCGAUGGGUGCACGGCUUUUCCGCCAAUUGAUCGAAGCCGUCAACUAUCUGCACAGGCACGAAAUUGUUCACCGCGACAUCAAGCUCGAGAACAUACUGAUCGACGGCAACGGCGACCUCCACUUGGCAGACUUUGGCUUUGCGCGUUUUCUGGAAAAGCGCCGGCGCGCGACUUCCUUCUGUGGCACCCGGCCCUACUCGUCGCCUCAGAUCGUCACCUACCAACCGUACGAUGGGUAUGCUGCUGAUUGG